Molecule: messenger RNA, 504 nt
Organism: Meloidogyne enterolobii
Lineage: Eukaryota; Metazoa; Nematoda; Chromadorea; Rhabditida; Meloidogynidae
Source: the annotation of a GenBank genome assembly
AUGAAGAAACAAAUUUCAAAGAAAAAAUUAAAACAAACUUCACAACAAAAUUGUUCAAUUAUUCGAAAACGUUUAAAUAUUGAAGUGCUUGACGAAACAAUGUUUUUUGAAGAGGCUGAUAUUCCAAAUUGUAAACAUGGCCCUUGUUUAUUAUUUUCUAAUUCUUUGGAUGAAAAAUGGUUUUCCUGUGCUAUUUAUCGUUCGUCUAAAUUGUGUGGAUUUAAAGUGAAUUUAUCUAAAGAUGGAACUCUGCUACAAAAUAAGAAAAUAAAUAGACCGAAGAUUCAAACUUUGCCAAUUGAAGAAUAUGGAAGUGUGAGACAAAGAUUUGAUGAAUUAACUAAAAUUGGCACAAAUCCAUUUUGGUGUAAACAAUGUUUUAAUUUUGUUUCGAAUGAACAUGAACACAAAUUAGACGAAAAUUGUUUUGAUAGUUGGCCUUCUCCAUUUCAAAUAAUUGAUGCUAUAAAGGACAAUUCUGGAGAAGCAGUUUGGUUUUUUUAA